Effrenium voratum is the source of this 978-nucleotide messenger RNA. The record is from the annotation of a GenBank genome assembly. Lineage: Eukaryota; Dinophyceae; Suessiales; Symbiodiniaceae.
UGUCAUGUGGCCAUGCGGCACAUGACAUUCUGCUGUGCCAAUCAGCGCCAUGGUGCGCCAGCGCGGCUUACACUGCGCUUUUGCCAGCAUUUGCAGGUGCGCUGGCAUCUCCACUCUGCUGGCUUGCAGAAGUUCUUCGCCAACAAGACCCACAAGAAAUACUGUGGCUGCGGCAAGCCUAGCGCCCUCCUGCUGGACCGCUGCUCCUUCUGCGGGGAGCAAUUGGGUGAUGAGCACAUCGCUCCGCUGAAGCGAGACCCGCUGCACCAAGCACUCCUAGCUUCAGGAGACUUCCAAGAGCUGCACCGCUCCUUCCACCUGCUGGUGUUGGAGCACCGCUUCCCUGUGGGCAAGCGACACCUGCUGGUUCUGCCUAAAGGUCUGGGCUCCUGGAAGCUGGCACAUUCUGAUUCGACCUUGGUGCAAUUGGUGUGGGCGCAUGCUGAGGGCUUUGGUACUUUGGCGCACGCAGGCACCUUCUACGACCUGCGCCAGCUCAGGAAGCGAGAUGCGCCCUUGCUGGAGAAGAUGUACCAGAAGGGGCUGGAAUGCCUGCAGCAGGCCGAGCCCAGCCCAGUAGCCUGUGGAUUUUCGUACCCUGCAGAUUACAAUCACCUCUACCUCCACUUGGUGGAGCCGCCCUUCAAGCGGCUUGAACUCUUCCAGCGCCAUGUCUUCUACCCUCUGCCUGAGGUGCAGAUGGAGUUGCGGAGGAAGGGCAUUGUUCGCCCACAUCCAAUAUUGGAUGAUGGCGAGGAGGCUCAAAACAAGUGGAUCAUGAGCAUGCAGAGCUGGGCGCAGAUGCAUCCAGCCGAAUGACGUACACUUCGAUGGGCAUCCAGCUUUCAAGCUCCAGGUCCUCUAGCUUUUGGCCGUGCGAGAUCUCAAGCACGCGCUCCGGAGUUGACACAGCACCCAGGCCACCGGGAAGGCUCAGGAUCGAGUUGAUGCGAGACGAGGUGAUGGCAGAGAUGGGCC